GGGAGGGGGAGACCCUUUCUAGUGGCCAGGAAAUGACUCCCUCCCUCCCAGGGGUUGGCUGGGAUCCCCCUUUCUGAUCCAGCUCUGGGCAGCAUUUUGUGGGGGCCUUGGUGGAUCUUUUAGCCCUCUCAGGUUUUGGAAGCUGGCCCCAGCAGAAUGAACCCACCCCUUUAUUAUUAUUAUUAUAUUAUUAUUAUUAUUAUUAACCUUUAUUUAUGAAGCGCUGUAAAUUUACACAGCGCUGUACAUGCAAUCUUUUUAGUUAGACGGUUCCCUGCCCUCGGGCUUACAAUCUAAAAAGACAUGACACAGAAGGAGAAGGAGAAGACAUGACACAGAAGGAGUCCCAUGGAGGGGUGUUCUUUGCCCCCGUGGCUAAAGUGUGCAACACACACGCUCCUGAUACCCAGCCGCUCCUUGCCCCUGCAGCCAUUAUCGGUUCAGCUGAAUUGCCCAUUGGCACGGGCAAAGGUGGCAUUUAUGAGGCUCAGGAGAGUGAUGGUGUCACUUUGAUGGGUGGGAAAGGGCCCCCUCCCCCUCUGUGGCUUCCUCUCCCGCGUCACAUGCACACCCUCCCCGCCAGGCUUUGCCCAUAAAUUGGCUCUGGCUCCACGGAAGCGCAGUCCCUUCCGUCGCUGCUGCCGCACCAUGUGCACAGGGGCCUGCUCCAGGGUGGUGGGGGCCGCGCUGUGGCCUUUUGCCCUGCUGGCCAUUGUGGCCAAUGUGCUCCUGGCCUUCCCGGACUGGAAGACUGAGUACGUCCAUGACUUUGGCCAGCACCUGACUCCUGAGGUCCUCUACCUGGGGGGCCUGGUUGGAGGGGGUGUCAUGGUGCUGAUCCCAGCCAUCCACAUCCAGGCCACCGGGAGCCAUGGAUGUUGUGGAAACCGCUGUGGGAUGUUUCUCUCAGUGCUUUUGGCUGCUGUGGGGGCUGUGGGGGCCACUUACGCCAUCGUUGUCUCCAUGCUGGGCCUGGCCCAUGGCCCCCCGUGCCAGUAUCUGCAAAAUGGGACCCACUUGGAUUGGGGCCGCCCCUUUGAGCACAGCGAGGAGCCUUUGAGGGGUCAGUUUGGGAAGCCUGAGCGGGUGGCUUCUGUGGCCCUCAGAGCCACGCUUCAGGGCUCCACAGCAGGGCAGCAAGACCUUUCCCUCAUUGGAGGGGGAUGGCCUGGGGGUCCCAAGAUGGGGGGCUCCUCUCCCCUUGCAAACACACUCCUUUGCCAGACAGCUAUGCCAGCUCAGUGGAUGCUGAGGGCAAGGGGGGCAGAGCAGAUGAGUGCCAGAUGGCCCCUCGUGGUCCCAUCCUGCCCCCCAACCGUUUUCUCUCUCCUCUGUGCCAGCAAGGACAGCUACCUCUUCAAUGCGGAAAUGUGGGACAUCUGCAAGGACCCCCCAAGGGUCAUCUUGUUCAACGUGGUCCUCUUCUCUCUCAUCCUGGGCGCUGGGCUGGCGGAGCUGGGCCUCUGCCUUGUCCAAAUCUUCAAUGGCCUCUUUGGCUGUGUCUGUGGGACCUGCCGCGAGGAGAAGACCCUGGAAACCUACAACUAAGACUUGUGAAAGACUACUUCCUCCUCUGAUACCUGCCGCUCUUGCAGGAGAUCCCUCUGCCCUUUGCAGCUGGGAGGACCCCUACUCUCCAUGGGCUCCUAUGCCUGACCCCCAUUGCCACUGCUCCCUUCCAGCUGCAUAUCAGCAUGGAAGCCCUGCUGGCAAUAAAAUAUCUCCCCAACCCUGAGUGUGGCUUCUUUUUCCUUCUCUGAGUGCUCUUGGCCAUGAUUCAUGCUUCCGCCACGCCUGAUGAUAAGAGACCCAAACUGAGCAACUGUUGGCAAGGGCUGCCUGGACUGCAGAGAUCUUUUUGGCUCCUUCAGCCCUGGCAGGACUGGACGACACCAGCGGGAUGGAAGUGAGGAGGCCUCUCCUCCUUGGUGGGUUGGAGGUGGAUUGGGGCCGGGGUGGUGUGCUAGGGGUAG
Molecule: messenger RNA, 1973 nt
Organism: Sceloporus undulatus (fence lizard)
Lineage: Eukaryota; Metazoa; Chordata; Lepidosauria; Squamata; Phrynosomatidae
Product: transmembrane 4 L6 family member 5-like
Cellular component (GO): membrane
Source: RefSeq, a predicted model, not a curated record